AUGUCGACCAACGAGAUUGCGCAAAACGGCUGGACCGCUCUGCCCUUGGAUCCCAGCAAGCUCUUUGGCGGCAAACCAUUUCGGAAUGCACCUGGACAGCUCCUGGUUUCCGACAUCAAGUUCCCAGAAGAUGAUCCCAUCGUCGCUAAAGUUCAGAGCUAUGCCAAAGAAAAGUUGCCCAUCCAAACUUACAACCAUAGCAUGAGAGUCUUUUACUACGCGACCGCCAUUGUCAGACAGCAGUUCCCCGAACAUGCCGCGACAUUCUCCCCUUCUACCCUUGCUCUCGUCUCCCUCUUGCAUGAUAUUGGCACCGCUGAAGAGAAUUUGGCAGCUACCAACAUGUCCUUUGAGUUUUACGGAGGUUUCAAAGCCAUGAAUCUCCUAUUGGAGCUUGGAGCCUCCAAAGAUCAGGCCGAAGCAGUUGCUGAGACAAUCAUCCGCCACCAGGAUCUUGGGACAGAGGGAAACAUCACAUUCGUCGGCCAAGUCAUCCAGCUGGCCACGAUAUAUGAUAAUGUCAGCGACCACCCGCACCUGAAGAACCUGAUAGAAAUCAUCCACACUGAGACUCUUAAGGAUGUUGUGAAGACUUUCCCUCGUCAGCAGUGGCUUGGAUGCUUCGCCAAGACAAUUGAUGAAGAGGAGCGACUGAAGCCUUGGUGCCACAGCACACACAUUCCUGACUUUUCUCAGGCGAUUCUGGGCAACAAGUUCAUGAAGCCAUACGAGUAA
Molecule: messenger RNA, 735 nt
Organism: Trichoderma atroviride IMI 206040
Lineage: Eukaryota; Fungi; Ascomycota; Sordariomycetes; Hypocreales; Hypocreaceae
Source: RefSeq, a predicted model, not a curated record